Anisakis simplex (herring worm) is the source of this 369-nucleotide messenger RNA. The record is from the annotation of a GenBank genome assembly. Lineage: Eukaryota; Metazoa; Nematoda; Chromadorea; Rhabditida; Anisakidae.
UAUUCUUUUGGCUGUAUUCUCGUCGAAUCUGGUCGGAAUCGCGGUGGCACGUUCACUGCACUAUCAGUUCUACAGUUGGUACUUCCAUUCGCUGCCGUAUUUGUUGUUUGUGACGGUGAAGUUCGGAGAGAAAGGGGGAAAGAGGAGUGGGAUAUGGGCGGAUUUCCCAGUGUUUGCGGUUAUGGUGAGGUAUGGGUGAGUAUUUUGCUCGGUAUAGAGCUGUGUUGGAACACGUACCCGUCGACGGCGUUGAGUUCAGCGAUGUUGCAUGUUUUUCACGUGAUCGUAGUUUGUAGUUUGGUGUUGAGCAGGUAUUAUUUAUCGAGUGAUUACGGUGAGAAGGAACGGUUGGAGAUGAAGAGGCAGUAG